Molecule: messenger RNA, 2603 nt
Organism: Osmia lignaria (orchard mason bee)
Lineage: Eukaryota; Metazoa; Arthropoda; Insecta; Hymenoptera; Megachilidae
Source: RefSeq, a predicted model, not a curated record
AUGUAAUAAAGCGACCCACGCUGCUGCCGUACGGGCGAUCAGUGAAAGAGGACAGCAGGGAUCAGACGCGAAUUCGAGAAGCCUGAUUGCGGUGAGUAGAAAGCACCUUUGGUUUGUCCCGAUUGGUCGACGUGUGAUGUGGGUCUCUGGAUUCGCCCUUAUAUGUGGAUCACCGAAGUAGAUUCUUCAGGAUAUUUGUACAAACGAAGAGCGAAGAACUUUUUGUAGAGAACAGUGUGUUUUUUAUUACUUGUGUCUAUCGAACGCUUAUUUUCUUCUGGUGAGUACUAAAUCAGUUAUUCUUGUCCUGCCUGUUGUAACUUUUAAUAUUAAUAAUUAGAGUCCAUUCUAAAUUUAGUAUUGUCUAAUACUUUCGUUAUUUCUAUUGACAUGGAUAUUUUUUAAAUAUUUUAUAUUACCGAUUUCACCCACGUAACAUGAUUGCUUGGUGAAAGAGGGUACAGGAGGGACUGGCAGUGUGUACGAAGAUUACGUGAAAUAGAAAGGAUCGGUGAUCGAAAAAUACUACGUGAAGAUCGACAAGAUUCUGGGCUUGUGAUUGGUCGAUCGUUGGCGUGGGAUCUUGCAGUCACCCUUAUAGAUCGGAGGAUCGUCGAUCCACCUUGCAGUUUCUCGAUCAAGAGGUUCUCUGCAAACAAAGCGUACAGAGAACUUGUAAUUGUUAUACAAGAAUGUUUGGAAGAAAGUGCAUUGUGCUUGCUGCUUUCGUUUGCAUCGCAGCAUCUGAUGGGGUGACGCUUCACAGGAUGAAACGUCAAACCUUCCCUGGACAAGGUGGCCAGGUGAUAGAUAGCAUUUUUAAUAUCCCAAUCACGGCGAUUAAACAGACCGCUGCAGCUGCUCAAUCCUUCAGUCCACAAAAUUCUCAAGCAAUUGAUAGCAUUUUACAGAUUCCUGUUUCAACCCUCGAAGCUGUUGGCAAUUUGGUGAAAACAACGUCAGGACAGAGACGUCCAAAUUCUGAAGAUCUACAACAACAAAUACGACAAGUAAGAAGAGACAGAAUACAGGCUCAAAGGGAACGACAAAGGUUGCAGAGAGAACAAUUGCAGCUAGAACGUAUAAAACAACAAGAAGCAAAGAAGACUAUCAAGAUAAAGGACAAAGAUCCAUUUGGUUUGAACAGCUUAACUUUCCUGGUUGGUAAUCAUGGCAUUUUAGGUAGCAUUCAAGGUGUUUUUGGUGGUCAUGGUGGGAAUGGCGGUCAUGGCGGUCAUGGUGGUCAUGGUGGUCAUGGUGGUCAUGGUGGUCAUGGUUCCCAUGGAAGUCACGGAGAGACCUCAGGUAACAACCAAAACACCUACGAAGUCCACGAGAAUGUAGAAGAGGAUUCAAACUAUUCGUGGCAUGGGAUUACCGCUGGAUUUGGAUCUUACCAUGGUUCCCGACCAUCGAACACAGAGAUUACUAUCCAGAACAAAAUCGCUCCUAAAGACGACAUAUCAAAUCCAUACUUUUAUGAUAAUUCGAAGAUUCAGCACAAAAUUACAAAUGUAAGAGAUAGAUUUGAAGAUCCACCAUUAGAGAACAAAAUUGCGCCCAAGAGCAACAGAAUAUCGUUCAGAUCUUGAAGAGGAGGAAACUUAACACGCAUAAGAAUUUGCACUGAAUACAACUUGCAUCGUAAAUUUUUAUCAAUAUACACGUGUUUAUAGGGUAAAAUUAAAGAGUCGAUGACGUACGUCGGUUUUUGUGUUCACACAGAAAAAGUGGAAACAGUAUUAAGUAUAGAAUUAUAUAAGUAUUCUACGAAUAGUUUGAAAGAGUCAUCGUAAUAUCGAUAAGCCUAAGUGGAUGAAUCAUAUCGUCACUGUUUAUGCAGGUAACAAAUGACGAAAGUGUAUUGCUUAGUUAACGAAUCUAUAACGAUACCACUAAUAAGAACUAUGAAGAAUGAGAUGUCUAUACUUUUAUCAUGAAAUUAAAUUAACACCUUGAAUAUUGCAAUGAAAUGGCAUUAAAAUUAUAUUAUUAAUACGAUUGCAUUUUAAAUAAUUGUGGCAUUUCUACUAAACAAUUUUUUUUCUUUUAAUUCAGCUUUAUUCAUAGUGUUAAUGAGAUAUCCAAGUAGCAUAAAUUAUCCAUCCAGGAGACUGGAAUAUGCAGAAGGAACAAUCAUACUUUUAAACACCUUCCCAGAAAUUACAAUAAGACAACACUUUCUUUUGCUGUGACAUUUGUGCUUUUGCAAUUUUUAUUUAUAUCGUGAAAAUAAACAUUCAUACUCUACUCGUGAGAUUUUCGCGCAUUUUCUGUUCACGAUUCACGAAGACAGGUUUGUAAGGGAGUCACGAAAAAAUUCGUGAAUUGGUAUGCAUGUUAACGAUGCGAAAAAUAUUCAUAUUAUUCGAACGUAACAUCAUUGUCGAAAAGACACAGCAUGUGUACUCGUGUAACGCUUUGAAUUGAAAUAAACUUCCUAUUCCUUUGUGUGAAACUAGUUAAAUCCUAUCUCAAGGAUUCAUUGUGCGAACGAAUCUAUUGUGCACAGAUUUCCAUUAGAAAUAUUAAAUUUUUUAAAUUUUAUUUUGAAUUCAAAUAAAGAAUUGAUCACUUCACUAUUUGUUUUGUCACUGUAAUCU